AUGCCUAAGAGACCAAAGAACGUGAAGAGCGCUAAAAAAAGCAUUGUUGUUGCGACUAGCCAAGUCUCAAGAUUUCAUACUGAAACAUUGGAGACUCUCUCUAAUGAUAUUAACCUCAAGCAAGUAAAUGUAUCAGUAGGUGAUAAAGAUUUAUUAGUUGAUACUGAUUUGCAAUUGUUUAAUGGGGUUCAUUACGGGUUGAUUGGAGCCAAUGGUACGGGCAAAACUACGCUAUUGAAAUGUAUUGGAUAUAAGACAAUGACGGGGUUCCCUUCUAAUGUUAGAAGUUUAUAUGUAGAGCAGUUGUUAAGUGGCCUGGAAUUGGACCUCACUGCAGUUCAAGCAGUUAUGACUUCAGACAGAGAAAGGGUUGAACUAGUUCAAGAUGCUAAGAUUCUUGAACAAGCUCUAGAAUCUGCUGACGAUGACGAGAUUUCUGAAUCCGUUCACAAGAUUCAACUCAAUAAUCAAAAGAAAGAGUUUAAAAGCGCACAAAAGACCGCUAUGGAACGGAGUGGGGCACGAGGAGCUGAUGCAAGAAAGAUAUUAAAUAGAAAGGAGGGGGAGUUAAAUGAGAUGGAAAGGUUAACUUUGAAGGAACCUACAGCUGCGGACAAAGUCAAGUUAGUGGCAAAGGCGCAAGAGAUUUUGAAUGAUAUAAAUGAAAAGUUAUCAAUAUAUGAUAGCGAGGAGGUUAUUGAAGCUAAUGCCCGAGAUAUUUUAUCCGGGCUCGGGUUUGAUAAUGAAAUGCAAAAUACACGCUUAAAACAUUUAUCUGGUGGUUGGAGGAUUAGGAUCUCCUUGGCGUCAGCUUUGAUAAUAAAGCCUGAUAUUUUACUAUUAGACGAACCAACUAACCAUUUAGAUUUACCGGCUAUUCUUUGGUUACAAACAUAUAUCAAGGAAUUAUUAAACACUACAAUAUUAUUAGUUUCUCAUGAUAGGGCAUUCCUUAACGCAGCAAUAGAUGAAGUAAUAGUAUUAAAGAAUAAAACCCUCAGGUAUUAUAAAGGAAACUACGAUGAAUAUUUUCGAAAUUUUGAAGAGAGACAAGUAUACUUACAAACAAUGGCUGACUCGAUCAAUAAAAAGAAAACAGCAGCUCAGAAAAGUAUAGAUAAAAGUAGUUCCAUUGCUCAUAAAUCUGGAGAUGAUAAGAAAUUGGCUGCUGUUGCCUCUAAGAAAAAAAAGAUGGAUCGUUUGGGAAUGGAAGUAAACAGCAAGGGUCAUAGGUUUAAGUUAAAUAGAGAUCGUCCAGGUUUUCACGAUGCAGCCAGAGAUGAAGUUGAAGUAGAAGAAAAAGAAGUAGCACAGAAAUGGCGGAUUGGAGACCCUGUACCGUUAAGAUACCAGGGUGAUAUGAUAAAAUUAGAUGAUGUAUCGUUUCGAUAUAAUAGUCGUCAAAAGUUUAUUUUGACACAAAUUUCCCUAGGGGUUUCUCAAAAUGCGCGCAUCGCAAUCCUUGGAGCUAAUGGUUACGGCAAAUCAACUCUAUUGAGUCUACUUACUGGUAAAUUACAGCCCACUUCAGGCAUAGUACAGUGGCCUGGGAAUGCUAAAAUCAGUCUUUUCUCUCAGCAUAAUGCAGAAGCAUUCUUAACUUCUUGCACUCCUGAAACUACCCCAGUAUCUCUUUUAUUAAAUAAAUCCCCUGGUAAGAAAGAGAGUGAUGCUCGUGCACAUUUAGGUGGAUUCGGAAUCAAAGGUGCCGUUGCCCUAAGUCCUUUAUCAUUUCUUAGUGGAGGCGAACUUACUCGUCUCGCUUUGGCACUCCAUGUAUUUGAUUCCAUUCCUCAUAUUCUUAUUCUUGAUGAGCCUACUAACCAUUUGGAUAUAUUAUCGAUAGAUUCGUUAAUUGGGGCAUUACUGAACUAUAAAGGAGCCUUAGUGAUUUCUUCGCACGACCAGUAUUUUAUAUCUCAGGUUACCAACGAAAUAUAUAGUAUUGAAAAUUCCAAAUUGAAAUACUUAGAUAACGGGAUUCAAGAUUAUAUAAAGUCUUUGUCUAAACGAAAGAAGAAGAAAACAUAA
Debaryomyces fabryi is the source of this 2031-nucleotide messenger RNA. RefSeq names its product ABC-F family ATP-binding cassette domain-containing protein. Gene Ontology annotation, molecular function: ATP binding; ATP hydrolysis activity. The coding region runs from base 1 to 2031 and encodes 676 amino acids. The transcript has a single exon. Lineage: Eukaryota; Fungi; Ascomycota; Pichiomycetes; Serinales; Debaryomycetaceae. The record is from RefSeq and is a predicted model, not a curated record.